AUGUCUGCCACUCUCGAGGCAUCACCAUUUCAAUACAACGACUCGUUCAAGCCUUCUAAAUCUCGAAAAAGGCGAAAGCACCCCACUCAAACUCCUAACGCCGCAGACCUCUACACGCGCUGUGCAGAAGAGCUCAAGUCUGGCUCAUGGCUCGAUCAAUGUCACCGCCUUAUGACUGGCGCCUUGACUGAAGGCUCAUCGCACUUUUCGCGCGUGUUGUGUCUUGGGUUAGGAUGUCCCACUUCAUCGAAAGAGGCUCGUGCCCAGCUGGCCCUUCUCCUCGAGAUAUGUCAACGUAACUCCUUGGACCUUAGUAGGAUCUUCGUCUAUGACCCUGUGUUCACGGAUGAGGACGUAAAAUUUCUCAAUGGCCUCCAGAUAUCAGUGCUGUCGGAGAACAAACAUGGACGUUAUUCUAUCGAAACGCCAACCCUACUGUUCAUGCCACAUUGCGACAAGAAACUUUACGAACGCCUACUGCGCGAGAACUGGACGCCUGAACGGCUGUCUAACCUCUUCAUGAUCUGUAAUAACUUCAGAGAAUAUCUUGACAGUCAUCCGUCUCAUGUGCUCAUGGCUGAAUUCCCUUGCAUCUCUCGGCUCACGCCUUAUCUGUCAACCCGACCGCUCCCGACCGGGUCGACUUACCCGAACGCCUUCACGAGCACUGCGAUACAAUAUAUUGCAGCUCUCGCCCCCUCUACGCCACAAACGCAAACACAAACACAAACGCCAGCGCUACCUCCUCCCAGCGAUAACGCAUUCUGGGAGUUGCCGCCCGAGCUAGGCGCCCAAGCUGAAGAUGAUCAAGCUCCUCGAGGUCACGGCGCUCAGGCCCAGGAGGCUGAUACAGGCGCCGGAAGCGGGGAGAACGACGGUUUUGUGACUGUGGGGCGCCAGACCCACCAUCAGCGGGAAGAACCCGAUGGGUGUAGACUCGGAGUGCAACAGAUCUCCCACCUACAGUUGCAGGGCGAGAACGAGGAACGAGAUACCGUCGACCAUUGGCAGGCCUGGCCUACGGCUGCUUGA
Molecule: messenger RNA, 1032 nt
Organism: Stereum hirsutum FP-91666 SS1
Lineage: Eukaryota; Fungi; Basidiomycota; Agaricomycetes; Russulales; Stereaceae
Product: SRR1-domain-containing protein
Exons: 7
Coding region: 1-1032 (343 amino acids)
Biological process (GO): microtubule-based process
Cellular component (GO): cytoplasm; nucleus
Source: RefSeq, a predicted model, not a curated record